AAUUUGUCAGUAUGCAGAACGAAGCCGGAGAAUACGUCGAUCUUUACAUCCCCAGGAAGUGUAGUGCUUCUAACCGUAUCCUAGCAGCUAAGGAUCACGCUAGUAUCCAGAUAAACCUGGCUGAGGUUGAUCCUGAAACCGGGAGAAUGACUGGAUCUAGUAAAACCUACGCUAUCUGCGGAGCUAUCAGGCGUAUGGGUGAGAGCGAUGACUGUAUAAACCGUCUAGCUAAGAAGGAUGGAAUCGUCUCCAAGACAUUUUAAUCAUUAGAUAUGCUUGGUUAAAUCAUUCCUACUGAAAAUAUUUUUUAUGUACUUUCAAGGAGAUAAAUAAAUAUUUCAUGUAGAAA
Eurytemora carolleeae is the source of this 349-nucleotide messenger RNA. RefSeq names its product 40S ribosomal protein S21. NCBI's taxonomy places the organism in Eukaryota, Metazoa, Arthropoda, Copepoda, Calanoida, Temoridae. Gene Ontology annotation, molecular function: structural constituent of ribosome. The transcript is spliced from 3 exons. The record is from RefSeq and is a predicted model, not a curated record. Gene Ontology annotation, biological process: endonucleolytic cleavage in ITS1 to separate SSU-rRNA from 5.8S rRNA and LSU-rRNA from tricistronic rRNA transcript (SSU-rRNA, 5.8S rRNA, LSU-rRNA); translation; endonucleolytic cleavage to generate mature 3'-end of SSU-rRNA from (SSU-rRNA, 5.8S rRNA, LSU-rRNA). The coding region runs from base 12 to 263 and encodes 83 amino acids. Gene Ontology annotation, cellular component: cytosolic small ribosomal subunit; ribosome.